Molecule: messenger RNA, 615 nt
Organism: Dama dama (fallow deer)
Lineage: Eukaryota; Metazoa; Chordata; Mammalia; Artiodactyla; Cervidae
Product: high mobility group protein B3-like
Exons: 1
Coding region: 1-615 (204 amino acids)
Biological process (GO): regulation of transcription by RNA polymerase II
Molecular function (GO): DNA binding, bending
Source: RefSeq, a predicted model, not a curated record
AUGGCUAAAGGUGAUCCCGAGAAACCAAAGGGCAAGAUGUCUGCUUUUGCCUUCUUUGUGCCGACGUGCAGAGAGGAACAUAAGAAAAACCCCGAGGUCCCUGUCAAUUUUGCUGAAUUUUCCAAGAAAUGCUCUGAGAGUUGGAAGACCAUGUCUGGGAAAGAGAAGUCUACAUUUGAUGAAAUGGCAAAGGCGGAUAAAGUGCACUAUAAUCAGGAAAUGAAGGAUUAUGGAUCAGCUAAGGGAGGCAAGAAGAAGGACCCUAAUGCCCCCAAGAGAACACUGUCUGGAUUUUUCCUAUUCUGCUCUGAAUUCUGCCCCAAGAUCAAGUCUACAAACCCUGGCAUCUCUACUGGAGAUGUGGCAAAGAAGCUGGGUGAGAUGUGGAACAACUUAAGUGACAGUGAGAAGCAGCUAUACAUCAACAAGUUCGCAAAGCUAAAGGAGAAGUAUGAGAAGGAUGUUGCAGACUAUAAAGGGGAGUUUGAUGGCACCAAGGGUCCUGCUAAAGUUGCAUGGAAAAAGGUGGAAGAGAAAGAGGAUGAGGAGGAAGAGGAGGAGGAGGAUGUAUUAAAAAAACUGUUGAUCUGUCUCCUUGUGAAAACCUUAGAGUAG